AUGACGCAGUUGAGGCUACCACCGACUGGACUCCAGAAAGUCCUCAAGUCGAGUUCUACCGAAGAGAAGGGAGAGAACGCGCGCCUAUCGUUGCUCACUGGUGCUCUGGCUAUUACGGACUUGCUGAAAACGACGCUAGGGCCCCGUGGGAUGGAUAAGAUUCUCCUCUCUCCUUCUGGGGAGGUCAGUGUUACGAAUGACGGUGCAACAAUCCUAAAGUCUGUGUACGUUGAUAACCCAGCGGUGAAGAUCCUCGUUGAUAUUGCUCUGGUGCAGGACGAUGAGAUCGGGGACGGCACCACCUCGGUUUGCUGUUUAGCGGGUGAGCUGUUGCGUGAAGCGGAACAGCUCCUCGAAAGGCGCUUGCACCCUCAGUUGAUCAUAGCCGGAUACCGUGCUGCCCAUCGAGAGGCGCUGAAAGCACUCGAAGAAGCCGCCAUGGCCCUACCCGCGAAAGACACUCCGGCUGGCUACGAGGCGCUUAUGAACGUUGCGCGCACGGCGCUGUCCUCGAAAGUUCUGUCGCAGUGCAGGGAGCUCUUUGCGAAGAUCGCGGUAGAUGCUGUGAUCCGCUUGCAAGGUAGCACGAACCUGGAUCAUAUUAAAAUCAUUAAAAAACCCGGCGGUGCCCUUCAUGAGUCAUUCCUGGCGGAAGGCUUCAUUCUGGAGAAGCGCUUCGGCGUAGGCCAGAAGAAACGUGUCGAAAAUGCAAAAAUUUUGAUUGCCAACACACCGAUGGAUACGGAUAAGAUCAAAAUCUAUGGUGCUCGUGUUCGGACAGAGUCAAUUGCACGUGUUGCGGAAAUAGAACAAGCGGAGCAGGAAAAGAUGAUAGAGAAAUGUCGUCGUAUUCUCGGUUACGGAUGCAAUGUUUUUGUCAAUCGUCAACUCAUUUACAAUCGUCCGGAGCAAUUUUUCACGGAUAAUGGUAUCAACAGUAUUGAACACGCAGAUUUCGAUGGCAUUGAGCGCCUAGCGCUUGUGACCGGCGGUGAAAUCGUCAGUACCUUCGAUAGUCCGGGGGCCAUUCGGCUCGGUGAAUGUGCCGUUAUCGAAGAGAUCAUGAUCGGGGACGACGCUGUACUGCAUUUUCAGGGAUGUCGGGCGCCAGAAGCUUGCUCGAUCGUCAUCCGGGGUGCGAACCAGCAGAUUCUCGAUGAAGCUGAGCGUUCGUUGCACGAUGCCCUCUGUGUACUGAGCCAACUCGUCGUAGACUCCCGACUAGUUUUGGGAGCCGGUUGCUCGGAGGCACUCAUGGCGAAUGCAGUGGAUGCGUGUGCGGCACGUAUGGGCGGCAAAGCCGCGCUGGCGGCGGAGGCAUUUGCUCGCGCUCUCCGCAGUCUUCCAGGCCUUAUCGCGGAAAACGCGGGUCUCGAUGCGACGAGUCUCGUGGCGGAGCUUCGAGCUGCGCACGCUCAGGGCAACACUUCGGCUGGUUUGGAUAUCCUCUCGGGUUCUAUCGCCGAUGCCCGAGCUUUAGGUGUCGUGGAGUCUUUCCGACUGAAAGCACACGUGCUUUCAUCCGCAACAGAAGCAGCUGAAAUGAUCCUCCGCGUGGAUGAUGUUAUCAAAUCAGCGCCUAGGAAAAUGGAACCUGCACACCCUCAUAUGUAA
Messenger RNA from Cyanidioschyzon merolae strain 10D, 1614 nucleotides. RefSeq names its product chaperonin containing TCP1, subunit 2. Bases 1 to 1614 code for a protein of 537 amino acids. Gene Ontology annotation, cellular component: chaperonin-containing T-complex; cytosol. Gene Ontology annotation, molecular function: ATP hydrolysis activity; ATP-dependent protein folding chaperone; ATP binding. Gene Ontology annotation, biological process: protein folding. The transcript has a single exon. Lineage: Eukaryota; Rhodophyta; Bangiophyceae; Cyanidiales; Cyanidiaceae. The record is from RefSeq and is a predicted model, not a curated record.